Molecule: messenger RNA, 676 nt
Organism: Paramecium pentaurelia
Lineage: Eukaryota; Ciliophora; Oligohymenophorea; Peniculida; Parameciidae
Source: the annotation of a GenBank genome assembly
AUGUCAUAAAAAAUUAAGCAGCCUACUCUCCUUUCAAAAGUACAUCCAAAAGUAUUAUUCAAUACUUAAGAGUAAAUUAAAUCAUAGAUUUCUUAGACUCAAUGCUCGUGUAGUUAAAGUUUAAAGUCCUUUUGAAUAUAUGAAUUACAUUAAGCGUAGAUAAGAGUAUCUAAACAAGUAGAAGUAGCUUCUAAAUAAUCUUCAAUUGAAUGAGGAAAAUUAUGAAAAAUUGACAUUUUCUGUAAAACAAAUUGGAGUGAUUAAUGAUGAUGGAAGAUUUGGAACAUAUAGUCAGCGUAGAUAUUUAUUAAAAUCUAUGGAAUCCACAAGAUAAUAAAAAUCUGAAUCAAUAUAAUAUCCUUAAACAGAAAGAGCAUAAUAUUAAUUUAGAGCCAAAGCUUUACCAAGCAGUCGUAAAGAGAAAUUUAGGUUUUCUCCUUAAUAAAGUGUUAAGUUCUUCCUUUUGCCAGAAAGAUAAGAAACUAAUAUUGAAGUUAAAAAUAGCCCAGUCGAUAAAAUACUUAAAAGGUCAAGACAAAAGAAACGAAUUCCAUAGAGUCAACCUAUACCUCCUGAAAUCAUUUUUGCUAAAAGUUAGCCAAAUCCUAAAUAUUCCUCAUAUAGUAGAUAACUUUAAGAACUUACAACAACAGUGGAAUUUAAUAAACUACUUUGA